Molecule: messenger RNA, 2160 nt
Organism: Cariama cristata (Red-legged seriema)
Lineage: Eukaryota; Metazoa; Chordata; Aves; Cariamiformes; Cariamidae
Gene: TBC1D30
Product: TBC1 domain family, member 30
Exons: 11
Cellular component (GO): endoplasmic reticulum
Source: RefSeq, a predicted model, not a curated record
GGGUUGAUACAAAAUUGAAAUUCACUCUUGAACCAUCUUUAGGUCAAAAUGGUUUUCAGCAGUGGCAUGAUGCGCUCAAAGCAGUGGCCAGGUUGCCGACAGGCAUACCGAAAGAAUGGCGGAGAAAGGUUUGGCUGACCCUAGCUGAUCAGUACUUACACAGUAUAGCCAUUGACUGGGAUAAAACCAUGCGUUUCACAUUCAAUGAAAGAAGUAAUCCUGAUGAUGACUCUAUGGGCAUCCAGAUAGUAAAGGACCUUCACCGAACUGGUUGCAGUUCUUACUGUGGCCAGGAGGCAGAGCAAGAUCGAGUGGUAUUAAAACGCGUUUUGCUGGCUUACGCCAGGUGGAAUAAAUCUGUUGGCUAUUGUCAAGGAUUUAACAUACUAGCUGCACUUAUUCUGGAAGUAAUGGAGGGCAAUGAAGGGGAUGCCCUGAAAAUCAUGAUUUACCUAAUUGAUAAGGUGCUUCCUGAUAGCUAUUUUGUCAAUAAUCUCCGCGCUCUCUCUGUGGAUAUGGCUGUUUUCCGAGAUCUUUUACGAAUGAAGCUUCCUGAACUGUCCCAGCACUUGGAUACCCUGCAAAGAGCGGCUAACAGAGAAAGUGGAGGAGGCUACGAACCCCCACUUACAAAUGUCUUCACAAUGCAGUGGUUUCUGACCCUCUUUGCCACUUGCCUGCCUAACCAUACAGUUCUGAAGAUCUGGGAUUCAGUAUUCUUUGAAGGCUCUGAAAUCAUACUGAGAGUAGCUUUGGCUAUCUGGGCAAAGUUAGGAGAGCAAAUAGAGUGUUGUGAAACUGCAGAUGAGUUUUACAGUACCAUGGGCAAGCUGACCCAGGAGAUGCUGGAAGACAGUCUGAUUGACAGCAAUGAACUCAUGCAGACUGUUUAUACCAUGGCUCAGUUUCCCUUCCCACAACUGGCAGAAUUAAGGGAGAAAUACACGUACAACAUUACUCCUUUCCCUGCAGCAGUAAAAUCAACUUCACUUUCAGGAAGGCUAGGCAGAAUCAGAGACAGUGACGAGGAGAAUGACCUAGAUGAUGAAGACUCAAUUGCCAAUGCAAUUGGCUGUCUUGGACCAUUAAGUGGGUUUUUGGCACCAGAGCUCCAAAAAUACCAGAAACAGAUGAAAGAUCAGAAUGAAGAACAGAGGCUGGGUUCCAGUAACAUUGCAGAAUUAAGUCCAGGAGCAAUAGAUUCUUGCCGAAGCGAGUAUCAUGCUGCUUUUAACAGCAUGAUGAUGGAGCGUAUGACCACUGAUAUUAAUGCACUGAAAAAGCAAUAUUCCAGGAUAAAGAAGAAGCAGCAACAGCAGGUUCACCAUGUGUAUAUCAGAGCAGACAAAGGGCCAGUUACCAGCCUCCUCCCUUCUCAGGUAAACCAUUCCCCAGUGAUAAACCAUCUCCUUUUAGGAAAGAAGAUGAAAUUGAAUAACAGGUCUCUCAAAAAUGCUGUUAUUCACAUCCCAAGUCACGCUACAGGGAAGAUGUCUCCCAUUCCCCAAGAAGAUCUUAAAACAAAACUGAACUCUCCGUGGCGCACUCACAUACGAGUUCAUCGAAAGAAUAUUGCUAGGGCCAAAGGCCAGCUGGGGUACGGGGAUACCAUAGGACUUAUCGAUGAGCAGAGCGAGAACUGUAAAACAAAUAGUCCUGGUGCAAAGGAGGAGACUUCCAAACAUUCUGAGUUUGGAGAAGGAGAAGGAGGUGGUUUGGAUGACAGGACUACUCAAAAAGCUGACCGGCAGUCAUCUGAGCCAGGCUCUGCGGACAGCAGUACAAACUUAUCAGUGGUUCAGCUAAAACUGGAAGCCCUGGAACUCACCUCAGAUAACAAAACAGAUGCUGAGUCAACAUCCCAUCACUCUGGCCAGCCACAUUUAUCAGAGUCCUCCAGCUCAUCCAGCGACAGCGGAAACCCGGCUAAAUCUCCCCAGCCUGGGAACCCAAAGCCGCAAGUCUUCAAUCCUUUUCCCAGUGUUAAGCCUCUUCGAAAGUCAGCUACAGCCAGGAAUUUAGGGCUGUAUGGCCCCACUGAAAGAACACCAACUGUACACUUCCCACAAAUGAGCAAAAGUUUCAAUAAGUCUGCCAGUGGCAACAGUGGGACCAGGAAACGAUGAUGUACUACCUGGCACUUUCUAUUUCUGACAGCAA